Molecule: messenger RNA, 468 nt
Organism: Aegilops tauschii subsp. strangulata
Lineage: Eukaryota; Viridiplantae; Streptophyta; Magnoliopsida; Poales; Poaceae
Source: RefSeq, a predicted model, not a curated record
AUGGUCGCGCACGCGCUGCCGCCAAUCGCCUACUCCUCGUGCUACCGCCUGCUGCGCCCCCCUCCUCCUGCCAGCGCGCUCGUACCCCCCCAACCGAUGCACGCCCCGCGCCCUCCAGCGCUCCAUCCCGCACGCAAGAGGCCGUCGCCGGAGCUGUUCUCCCGAGCACCUCAGCCGCCUCUGUACCUCGCCGGCGUGAGCCCCCCUGCCCGCGUCGUUCCCCUCCGGCCACGCCCGCUCCGCCUCGCUCCACCCCGCUGCUGCCCGCCGGCGCCUCGCCGCUCGCUCGCCCGCGGCCGCGUCCGCCGAUGCCCCACCCGCCGCCGCUGCCUCACGGUGCCGGUCGGGGCACCGCUCGGCCUCCGCCCCGUACGGUUCCACCACCAGCACGAGGUCGGGCCACUGCCCGAUAGCAUACGCCCGAGUGGCUCCUCUGCCACUUGCAACUGGGGCCCUCAGACCCUUUAA